This is a messenger RNA of Micropterus salmoides (largemouth bass), 3692 nucleotides long. RefSeq lists its product as uncharacterized. NCBI's taxonomy places the organism in Eukaryota, Metazoa, Chordata, Actinopteri, Centrarchiformes, Centrarchidae. The record is from RefSeq and is a predicted model, not a curated record. The transcript has 5 exons. The coding region runs from base 153 to 1046 and encodes 297 amino acids.
ACACACACACAAUAAGCGCGCAACAGUGACCUGCAGAUCAGAAGAUAAAAGAAUGUAUCUGCGCUCUUUCUAGUCUGUGUGUGUGAUCUGGACUUCUACUGUUCCUACUUUAAAUAUUACUUCGUCAAACUUUAUUGCAUUGCUCAGGAAAAAUGCUAGUCCAGGUGAAGUACAAACAACAGCAGAAGUAUGUGAAGUUGGACGAGGUUGAUGGACGGUUUGACUUUCUUCAGUUCCACGAAAAAGUCAUCGAAAGAUUUUGCCUACCACCUGAUGCAGAGGUUACAUACAAAGAUGCCACUGGUACAGAAGUUGAUGGAGAAAUAUUCAGCGACCUCGUUGGACAAGGAAAUGUGGUGCUGACAGUUUUCUCAAAUGACGAAUUUUCUGAUUGGUCCUUGUCGUCUUCUUCUGAGACAUCUGACUCAAGCUCCAGCUCAUCAACUAUAAUCAUAGAUGAGGUCCCUGGCAAGAAACAAAGACUUGAUGAUACAUGUGAUGCAGAGUCUGCCAAACAGGUGGAACAAGACUUCACUCUCCUAUUUGGUGACGAGACAUCCUCCAGGCUGCUUCAGAAAUGGGAUGUGUUCUUCAAGCCAAAUAUCAUACAAGAAGCUAAACAGCUCACUUCAACUCCGGAGUUGCGUCGCUUGAUACAAUCGGCGGAAAGUUCCUCAGGAAGUGAUGAAGAAACAAGUGAGUUGGAUUUGUUUUUCUUAGGAAUAUAUAAAAGUGUUGACUUUUUCUUAAAUUUCAUUUAUUUAUUCUGUAAUUCUCUGUUCAGUCUUGUGCCUCUUUGUCCUCAGCCUAGAGACUUGUUGUCUUUCACAAGUCAUGCUGCAGUUUGGAGGAGCAUCUUCGCAACCAGCAGGGUCGGCAGCCAUACCUCCUUGCCGUUGGUCGUCAGAAGAACAAGAUUGACAGCUUCUAUAUCGCCAUGGAUAAGCAUCUCAUCCCAUGCCAGGCAAACCGUUCCCUUGGGGCAUUUGAUGAACUUUUUAAAGUGCAUUUUGUGUUUAACUUGUCUUAUGAUGGAGCACUGGUGAACUUCUACACAUUUCUGCAGACAACAGUAUACAACAUUGAUGUGGGGAAAAAUGAAGGAGUCACCCAGAGUUCGAGACUUGAGAGCCCGACUGCUUAACCAGCCCGUACCGCUCACAUUCUGUGAGUAAAAGGCUAAAACAAUGCUGACCUGUUUCAUGUGUCAGAAACUAUAUCCCAGCAGUCAGCAGUUGAUUUCACAUUUAAGAGUUCAACAUGGUUACUAUCCUGGACCAAAGUCCAAAUUGUUUUGUGCUCAGCACGGCUGUAGGCAUCAGUUCCUAACAUAUGCAGGUUUUCGGAAACACCUCAAUAGUGUUCAUAGCAAUGUUCAGCAAAUUGCUCAAACUUCAACUGCUGCGUGUUCCUCUUGUGAGCCAGUUGCAACUUCAUCUCAGGCACAUGCUUUGGAAGACCAGUUUAGUCCCCCAAAUCAAUGUAGCUCUUCCAGUGUUUCUUCUCAGAGAAAUUAUUCUGGACUUAAAGAUCCAACCAAAGAAAUGUGUGCAUCUAUUGUGGCCAAAUUACAGGGGAGUGGGAUUUCCAACAGUUUGGUAUCCUCAAGUGUAGGAGAUUUGGAGGAACUAACAAGUGAGAUCCGCUCACAAGCACAGCACACUGCUAUUUCUGCUUUACCUGUUACUGACCCAAACAUACCUGUUAUUAAUGAAGCUUUUGAACAUUUUGAAAACCCGUUCACAAAUCUGAAUACAGAAUGGAAAAGAAACAAAUACUUCAAUCUAAAAUGGGGAGUUGUCGAGCCAGCAGAAAUAACACUAGGUGUGAGAUAUGACAACAGACGAAAUCAGAAAUCCGGUUCUUAUGAUCAAGUACCUGUGAAGGAUACUUUUAUUUAUGUGCCGAUUUUUGAAACACUGAAGUUUAUGUGCAGAAAUCCAGACAUUUGUGUUCUCCUGAAGAAAGAUUGUAGAACAGAGCCAGACAUUUACAGUGACUUUUUUGAUGGCAGUUAUUUUAAAACACAUCCUUUGUUUGCAGCAAAAAGACAUGCAUUACAAAUUCAAAUAUAUUAUGAUGAGUUUGAAACAGCCAAUCCCCUUGGCUCCAAACGUGGAAUUCACAAAAUUGGCUGUCUUUAUUUUAUUGUAAGAAACUUACCCCCCAAAUUUAAUUCAGUUCUGAUGAACAUUCAUUUGGUAGCACUUUUUCAUACACAAGAUCUGCAUAAGUAUGGUUUUGAUGUAAUACUGGAACCAUUGUUAAAUGAUGUGAAAAAACUGGAGAGCCAAGGAAUAAGUCUUCCAUUUUCUGAUGAGCAGGUAUAUGGUACAAUCUCACAUAUCACAGGAGAUAAUCUAGGAAUGCACACAAUUCUUGGUUUUAAUGAGUCAUUUAGUAGUCGUCAUUUCUGUCGCCUUUGUUUGAUUGAGAAGAAUGAUUGUCAAACAGUAUACAGUGAGGAUGAUCCUAAGGUGAUCCUUCGCGGAAAAGAGAUGUUUGAGAUGCAUUGCCAAACUCUCCAGGAAAACCCACAAUUUAAGUCAUUCUAUGGUUUGAAAAAAAUUCUACACUUAAUUCAUUAAAGUAUUUCCAUGUAUGUAAUAACUAUUCAUUUGAUAUAAUGCAUGAUCUUCUUGAGGGUGUGGCUCAGUAUGAGAUCAAAUUGCUUUUUGGAUAUCUCACAGAACACUUUAUGACAGAACAGGACUUGCUUUCCAGGAUUUAGUUUUGAUUAUGGAUUUUUAGAACGAAAAAACCGUCCCACAAAGAUUAUUUUGGAGAGUGCUGGUAAUGGCAUUGGUUUGAAUUCUAUUCAGACAUUGUGUCUUGUUAAAAACAUCCCACUGUUGUUUGGUGACAUUAUUCCUGAAGGAAACAAAAACUGGAAUUUGUUGUUAUUGUUACUUCAAAUAAUGAACAUAGUUUUAUCACCAUCUCUCACACAAGGUAUGACAUAUAUUUAAAGCAUUUGAUUGUUGACCACCACAAACUAUUUAAGCACUUGUAUCCACAUAGGAACUUGAUACCUAAGCAUCAUUUUAUGAUCCAUUACCCAUCUUCUAUAAGGAAAAUUGGCCCUUUAUUACAUAUGUGGAGUAUGAGGUUUGAAGCUAAACACAAACUGUUUAAAGACUCCUUUAAAAAUUUCAAAAACAUAACCAAAUCCCUUGCUAAAAAGCAUCAGAUGGCCAUUGUUUAUCACUGGGAAACCUUUACUCUCAAACAAAAUGAGUAUGGGCCAAUUAAAUCGUUUUCCCUUAAGGAUGAGAAUGUGGUCAACAAUGAAAUGCUUGAAAUUAUAUUGGCAAAAGAUGUUUUCUCAACUAGUUGGGUUAAAGUUGACGGUGUAGAGUAUAAAGCUGGACUUGUUGUUUGCAGUGCAGUGGAAGAAGACAUGCCUGUCUUUUAUCAAAUAAGUAACAUACUUUUGGUUGAAAAUAAUUUAUUUUUUGACUAACAGACUACUCACAGAAGUUUUUCAUGAACACCAUCAUGCUUUCAGAGUAUUUAAAAGUGAGGAAAGGUUUAUAAUGAAAAUGUCUGAGCUUAAAUUUUACAAACCGUUUGACAUUCAAAGCUCAUACAGUCAUUCAGAAGAAAAUCUGUACAUUAUACCUUCAUUUGUAAUGUUUUGAAUAAACUGUCACUGCAAAUGAAAAGGCAAAAAUAAAUGUUAUCAAACAUUA